Messenger RNA from Trichoderma atroviride IMI 206040, 4996 nucleotides. RefSeq lists its product as uncharacterized. NCBI's taxonomy places the organism in Eukaryota, Fungi, Ascomycota, Sordariomycetes, Hypocreales, Hypocreaceae. The record is from RefSeq and is a predicted model, not a curated record.
AUGGUGCGGGUGCCGGAAUGCGCGCCCGCGCGGCUGUCCAUUGAAUUCGACGAUGCUCCUGCUGCCCAGCUCUGCUCAGCUCUGCCGGCUCGUCUGUUCAACUCGAGCGCAACGCUCGCAGUGGUCGCUCUGCCGCCAGUAACCAUGCAGACGGUUCCCAGUCUUAUUGGGACCGGGACUGCCAUUGCUGCAGCGGCCAACGGCUUGGUGUUUGGCCAGCCCGAAGAGCCUCCUCCACCCAACAAGAAGCGACUCAGCCAGCUCCGCAAGGAAAUCUCAUUCGACCGCGAUCUGCCAGUGACGGCCCCCGCGGCUAUCUCGUCUCCUCUACGAUACGAAGCCAGUCUGGAUGCGCCGUCAAUAGAAGUCGAGUAUCCGCCGCAGAGUGCCGUGGCCAGCCCAAUCACAGUGUCUCGACCUCCGUUGUCGCGCUACCAGAGGCCGUCGCAUCAACCUGCCUCAUCACCCAGGCCAAUCCCCGAGAGACGGUCAAUGUUGAGGCAGCGUGAGAGUUCAGCAUCGCCGACGCCAGAGGGACCUAGAGAUUCCACCUCGUCGAGCGGAUCUUGGAUUAGAAGGCUCUCGAUCCGCCGCCCUCCGUUGUCGCGCCAGGGAAGCGUAAAGUCAAAAUCCAGCAUUGGACCAGAUUCGCCCUCGAUUUCUCAGUCGUACACUUCAUCAGCCCCGAUUCUAUCGAGGCCAAACACUGCCGCCAACCCCCUGGCGCCGAACAAGCUUGUGAAACGAUCUCCGUCAGUCACAUCCAGCGACGCUCCUCCUACACCCACACACACUCGACCGAAAUCACAUCUGUCUAUCCUGCGGCGACCAGCGACGAGCCACCAGAGAUCCGCCACCCUGCAUCAUUUCCGCCAGAGCACCGAAUUGACCAAUCUGCCCUCACCGGCGUUUUCUUUUGAUCAGUCACCAAAGAAGCAAGAAAGCCUCCUAACGGCGGCGCUUUCUGCGCAAUCUCGAGGAAGUCGGAGGACGAGGUGGACAUCUUUUUUCCAUUCGCGCACAAGCAACAUAGGCGGCGGUGGGAUUUCAGCCCGCCUGGGAGAGGGUGUCUCGCGUGGUCGCACAGUCUCAGGAAAACGCAUCUCCCCCGGCGGCUAUGAUCGUCAAGAGGUACAUCUUGUUACGCCCAGGAUGGUGUCGCCCGCCUCAGCGCCUCUAAUUGCGCCAUCCCCCUUGGAUCGACGAGAUGAAAUUCGCCAAGCCCGACCUGAGACAGGCGUUCACGUGGACGAUCGAUCGACUUCCCCCGAGAAUGCGACUGAAAGAAAAGCGAUGCGGCCUCACUCAAUGCCGUUCCCUCCCGUGGUCAACUGGCUCUCGAGGACAUCGGGAAGCCUUCGACAGCCAAAACGGGAGACUGAAGCGGAUGGUGUGAACGACCGGCGGCACGUGUCAGCCCCAAGCAAUAGUGGCGCCCAAACCGCCGUGGAGCACGACUUGAAAGCGCCGGCGCAAUCACCAAUCCCACCCAGUCCUCUAGGACGGCAGGGGCCGACGCUGGAUUCAGCGGCCGACUCUCAGCUAACAAUGCAUAAAAGAAGCCAUUCCUCCCCACUUCUCCCCGCCCCUCGUAAAUCGAAUUUUCAAAUCGACGGACCACGCCUGGGAUCGCCUAGCGGGGCGGCCUCUCAUUCAGCACGGCAGCACCAGCCCUCCGGGAGCUCGACCAGCUCCGCUGCCAUGUCGCAACUCAGAGCCUCGCCAUUACAUGAGAGCUUCUCUGCCAACGAAGGCUUUGAAGGCGACGCUCGCGGCUUCAUAUCGGCCGAUGAGGACGACGCCGACUACAAGAGUGACACUGUGUUCGACUCACUGCGCACCGCAGCUUCCAGUCGCACAAGGGCUGUGGAGACGCCAUUGGAUUCUAUUUAUGACGACUCCCCCCCGAGCACCGCAGGAAAUAAUGGUAAGACCAAGCGCCUCUCGAUACAGGAGAUACUGGGUCAUAACUGGGGCGGUGACACCAAUAUCAUGGAAGAAGACGAGAGUACGAUGAUGCCCAUGGGGGAAACUAGCGGAGCCAGGCUGAGGUACUCCAGCCGCCACAUUCUUACUUUGCCUCGCAUCAGCUCAGAGUCGUCGCAAAAUGGUGUUUCCAUUUACACAAAAGAGUUUGGUCGCAUUUCAUUAGACGACGAUUUUGACGAGGACUGGGACGUUGAUGACGACGCGCACUUCAAUCCCUUGUCUCCUCCCUCCAAAGGCAGCUCAAUGAAUUCUCGCGUCAUUAAUCCAAACGUCAGGGUUGCGCUGGCGAGUAUGAGCCUGGACCAAGCGUCCGAUAUGGAUUCGGACGAUCGGCCGCUGAAUAACUUGUUUGAUUGGAGUGAAACUUCUUUUCAUGAGAAGAGCAGUUCAGACGGUGUCCCGCUGCGACCAAAGACAUCUUACGAAAAGCAGGAGCUUGAUGCUAGGGGCGGACGCCCUGUCAUUCGCAGCCCUAUACCAACACAUAUCCGGAGCCAAAGUGUUCCUCUUUCGCACGCCUUGGAUGAGGGCAAGUCAUCUACUGGUGCCAAGUAUGGUACCUGGGGACUAAGCUCGAAGACAGUGAGCGAGGAUUGGGAUGAAGACUUUGAGUUUGGUGGCAGCGCCAAUGGCUUUGGUGAUAAAGCCGAUAACAAUCUGUUCUCGGUGCCUGAAUCUAUCCAGGCGUCGCAGCCCAGUGUGAAGGCGCAUUCGGGGCAGAUCCGCGAACUGUCUUUGCUCGUCAACGACCUCAAGCGACUGUGCCGCCACGGGCGCGAUAUGGACAUGCUCGAUGGCCCACAGAAGACUUUGUGGAAAGAGGCCGAGGGCGUCAUUGCAUUGGCUUCGCCCGACGAAGAGGAUUCUAUAGACGAGGAGAACGAUGCCAACUUUUUGGAUGCCAUGGAGGAGUUUGAUAACAAUGACGGAUUCUCCGAAGAAGACUUUGACGAUCUCUCUUUCAGCAAGCUAGACAUGGCUUUCGAUAUCAAGGAGCCCAUGUCAAAGACGGCUGUAGUUCGUGAACGCCAUUCUCCGAAACGACGAUCUGUUUUCUCCCCCGACGACGACAUCUUUGGUGGCAAUUGGCCGUUGGUCGAUGAAAGCCCGCCAUCCAAUCAGUCCAGUCGCUCUCGAACGCCCGAAUUACGUGCUGAUAGGCAAGAAGAGGCUGCCAAAGGUGCUCGCUCGGUAAUGGAGGCAAUGAGCCGUUCCAUCCCCGACCAGGACACCCCGUCUCGUCCAGAUAACAAGAUGACUUUCGACACGAACAGUUUGAGGGUAUUGGUGAAGAGAGCUGGAGAGCUUCGAGAUUCCUUGUCAGACGUCAUCCGCCGGGCUGAGCAAAUAACGCAGAGCCCUGCGGUUACUCCAAGGCGCGAACGUCAAACCGACUCUAGUCCAGCUUUCACACGCAUGUUUGACGAUCCAGGAUCGAGUCAGUCUCGUCGAACCAUUCGGCAUCGUGGCAACCUGUCUACCUUGCUUGAUUCGCCAUCGCCAAAAACUUCGGCAUCAUCAUCUGCUUCUUCUUCGCCAAUGACCAGACGCUUACAGACUAUGAUUGCUAGCUAGUGCACCGCCGCUCUGGUGUGGAUUUACAACGGUCCGCGCUUCCAGGUCCAUCACUCUUCCAUCGUACAGGUUCAUGGGAAACUCUGUACAGAAAUAAUGAUCUUGUGUGUUUUUAUUCUGUUUGCAUAGCGACGGUUUCGGGUUUACACAUUUAUUCGAUUAAUACUCCCAUGAUAAUGCUCCAGCACAUUCAUCAUAUUUCGACGACUCUCUCCCAGCUUAGAUCAGCACGAUCAGCGAUGCCUUUCUACCAAAAUCAUUUGGCUUGCUGUACGAUUCAGCUUCUUGCUGUGGGAUUAUCAGCAAUUAUAAGGCAGUUCGAUUGCAUUUGCUCGCGCUUUUCCACUGAUAACGCGGACAUCCGAUUCUACGAAUUCAUAUGAGUCGGAAUUAUACGAAAAUUCAUCGCGUACAUAAUAGUCCGAAUGAGGACACUUUCGACAUAUCGCCCGUCUGUUCUUAGGACAGCAAGUAGGGCUAUGCAACAGCUUCAUGCUGUUGAGGGGAUGUGGUGUUGUUUUUCCUUUGUCUUUCAUGACCUUUUAGUAUGAAGUGUCGGUGACGUCUCAUUCGACAAACCGGCUUGCUACGAAAAGAAAAUGAACUUUUUGGGUAGAGAGAGAGGAGGGACUUGCCUCCUUUCUCUUCCACCCACCUAAAAAAAUCCUAAUGACUCUAAUGAGCUCCGAAACAAUCAGGAGAGAGCAAGCCGAUACUGAAGCUCUUUCCUUUCAUGAGAAGAGGAUACUAUCUGCAGCUUAUUUGCUCGCGAGACAACGAUAUGUACCUCAACGUCAACUUAUAAAUUAUAAAAAAGAAACCAAAAAAAAAAAAAGGCCAAAGGAGCUCUGAGUGAUAAAAAACAGAAAAAUAACAGGGACGGACGGACACUCGGAUCGGAAUUACACAGGAUAUACACAGUGGUCGGCAAACGAAGCAUUGGUAUGGUGUUUGAAUCUUUUGCAAAAGCGUCGGCGCAAUUUUGACAAAACUUUGCGCAUUUGGUGAUGCUUUUCUUCUUUUUCUUCUUUUCUUUUUCCCUUCUUAGCCCCUGUUUCCCUCCCUCAAUUACUUUUUAGCUUAACGAGAUGCAUGGAUAGAGAGCUCUGAAUGGCCAUGACAUGAACAAUGACUUGAUACAUGAAGGUUUCUUGGUUUUUUGUGUCUCGUUCAAUUGCGUGAAAGCUUUGGUGCGAGUGAAAUGUAUAUGUUUGAUGUGUUUGUGGUGACUUUUAGUACAUACUUUUUUUCAUCUUUUGUCUUUUCUUUACUCUACUGGACUUGGGACUCGGAUACUGAUAGAUGCUGAUACCUGUUGUUAUAUUGACUUGCUUUUUAAAUAUAUACUUUCGACAAACUACUCUUCCAUAUUAUCAACAUCCUUCCCUAAGCUUCCAAAUACCAUCCAUCUCCAACAAAUAAAAAGAAAAAA